AUGUCUAGCCAUUUCAUGAUCUGGAAUGCCCAGGGGAUAGCGAACGCUACUACCCAAGGCAGUUUCAAGAAUAUGAUCGAUAUGUAUAGUGUGUUGUUUGCCGCAGUGCUUGAGCCUCAGACAGAACCCCAGCCUUCUUUCUUUAGUAGGCGCUUUGGGUUGCAAUUUAGGUGCUCGAACACAAACGGCAAGAUUUGGAUCUUCUCUCACAGGGAUUGGCAGGUCGAUGUGAUCGACGAUUCCGAGCAAGUUCUUCAUGUCCGAGUUACUGCUGCUAUAUUCCCUACUCCAAUCUUUCUCUCCGUAGUGUACGCUAAGUGCUCGAGGGAGGGGAGAUACGAUUUGUGGAAUAAGCUCAGGGACAUCUCCUUAGCGACUGACGGGGCACCCUGGCUUGUUGGAGGCGACUUCAACAUCUUCUUGUUGGAGGAAGAGAGACGGGGCAGUACGACAGAUAGGCAUGGAGAGAUGAUGGACUUUGCUGACGCCGUUGCAGACUGCCAGCUCCUGGACCCAGGCUUUGAUGGCCCACCUUUUACUUGGACGAGGAGUGGGCUCUGGGAGAGGUUGGACAGAGUCCUUCUAGGGGAGCAUUGGACGACAGUCUUUGCAGCUACUAGGGUGACUCACUUGCCUAGGAUCUCUUCAGAUCAUGCCCCUUUGCUCGUGCGAUGCCAGCUCACUACCCAGAUUCCGAGGCCAUCCUUUAGGUUUCAGAACAUGUGGGUACGGCAUCAUACUUUCAGGGAUGAGAUCACCAGAGUGUGGGCGGCGGAGACGGGCUUCUUCGGCAUGCUCAAUCUUCAGUUCAAACUCAGCAGAGUGAAGAAUUUUCUCAAAGGAUGGAACAGAGAGGUCUUUGGGAACAUCUUCGAGAGGCUGAGGGAGGCAGAGGAGGCAGUUACCGUUGCGCAGGCGGCUUACGACGGGGAUCCCACGGGAGCCCAUAGGAGUGAGCUCAGCCGAUGCACCGCUCUCUAUGUACUCUGCACUAGGAUGGAGGAGGAUUUCUGGAAGCAGAAGGCUGCCAUUCGGUGGGCGGCAGGAGGACAGACUCUCACGUCAGAGGACGAUAUCAGACAGUCGGCGGUAGGUUUCUUUCAGCAGCUGCUCACGACAGACGUUGAGCAGUUGGAGCAGCCGGACCUUGAUCUCUUGAGCAGCCUUCCAGACUCAGUGGACCGCGAGGGCCUCUGUGCAGUCCCGGACUCAGAUGAGGUGAGAGCGGCGGUCUUUGGCAUCAGUGGAGACAGCGCCUCUGGACCGGAUGAUUAUCUGUCGAGGAGCUUGGACAGGCUUGUGGCUACACAUCCUGAUAUGGAGUAUAGAUGUGCUCGACGCGCGCCGGCCAUAUCCCAUCUGUCUUAUGCCGACGACAUUGUCAUUUUUGUCAGGGCGCACAGACAGUCCGUGGAGAGGCUGGUACAUUGUCUUGACCACUAUUCUGCCGUGUCGGGCCAGAUGGUGAACAAGGGAAAGAGUCACUUCUAUCUCUUUCAGAAGUUCGACUCUUGGGCGGCCGAGGUGGCAGAGGUUCUGAAGCCGUUUGAGUACUGGAUGAGGGACUUGGAGCAGAUCUUGGCCAGGUUUGGGUCGAGAUGGACGCAGCAGCAGUGGUCGCAGUGUUCACUUCGGGACGCAUGGGAGCGGCGGACGUGA
Salvia splendens (bonfire salvia) is the source of this 1659-nucleotide messenger RNA. RefSeq lists its product as uncharacterized. The coding region runs from base 1 to 1659 and encodes 552 amino acids. Lineage: Eukaryota; Viridiplantae; Streptophyta; Magnoliopsida; Lamiales; Lamiaceae. The record is from RefSeq and is a predicted model, not a curated record. Gene Ontology annotation, molecular function: catalytic activity. The transcript has 5 exons.